Molecule: messenger RNA, 1965 nt
Organism: Zea mays
Lineage: Eukaryota; Viridiplantae; Streptophyta; Magnoliopsida; Poales; Poaceae
Exons: 1
Coding region: 232-1629 (465 amino acids)
Molecular function (GO): S-adenosylmethionine-dependent methyltransferase activity
Source: RefSeq, a predicted model, not a curated record
GCCUGUUGAUAUCAACAGAGAAUUUUAUACCCAAAUGUGGCAACAAUAAUGCUGCAAUGCUGUUCACUUGUCAGUGCUGUUUGAUUACGCAAGACUAACAUGUCAUGGUUGAUUACUGUGUUUUCUAGUCCCAAAUGCAGAAAUGCCCGUAGCACGAAGAGAUCAGAAGGUAGUGCGAUAUAUAGAUGAAGAGGGCAACCUACACGCACUCUUGCAUUGCAUGAACUGCAGAUGGGCAUCAUGGAAGGCUAUCCAAGAAAGCCAAAUACCCAUCACCAGUCUCUGAUGGACAUGGACGCCCCCGCCGCCGGCGCAACCAGCAGCAGCGCCACCCAUGCACCGCCGGCGCCUCACCAUGCCACCGCGAAGAAGAGGCACCACUCCGGCCGCACCAAGACCCUCCUCCUCUUCGUCGUCACAAACUCCAUCUCCAUCCUCCUGUCCGUCACCUUCUCGCGCGUCACCGGCCUUGGGACCGGUGGCAGCGGCGGCGACUCCGCACUCGACUUCGCGUUCAGCGUCCUCUCCUCCAGCCAGAGCCUCGCCGUCGACCUCCACAAUCGCGUCGAGGCCACCGACGCGAUCAUCAAGAGGCUCAUCUCCAACUCCGGAAAGAUGAAGCGGGACGCGCUGCCGCCGAAGCUGACGCCGGACGAGGAGCUCACGGUCGCGCUCGGCCCGCACACGCUCCCGUUCGGCUACACCCCGAACCUCGACUCCGACAAGCUGUAUCCGGCGAUCGGCGCGGCGUGCCACCGCCACCGCGACGAGCUCAACAAGUACAUGCGGUACAACGUGACCGGCGACUGCCCGCCCGACGCGGCGCUCGCGGAGCGUCUGAUGCUCAGGGGAUGCGAGCCGCUGCCGAGGCGCCGGUGCCGCGCGCGCGGGCCAGCCGGGUUCCCGGACCCGACGCCGUUCCCGGAGAGCCUGUGGGUGGUCCCGCCGGACAAGUCCGUCUCGUGGGCGCCCUACGCGUGCAAGAACUACUCGUGCCUCGUGGACAGCGCCCGCCGCCGCCCGGGGAGCCACAGCCACCACCACGGCUGCGAGGCGUGCUUCGACCUCGCCGCCGGCAAGGAGCAGCGGCGGUGGGUCGGGCAGGGCGGGGACCUCGACUACGACAUCGACACCGUGCUGGCCUCCAAGCCGCGAGGCACGGUACGGAUCGGCCUCGACAUCGGCGGCGGCACGGGCACGUUCGCGGCGCGCAUGGCGGAGCGCGGGGUCACCGUGGUGACCACGACCCUCGACCUCGGCUCGCCGUUCGGCUCGUUCGUGGCGUCCCGCGGGCUCAUCCCGCUCCACCUCAGCGCCGUCGCCGGGCGGCUCCCGUUCUUCGACGGCACCCUGGACAUCGUGCACUCAAUGCACGUGCUCAGCAACAGGGUCCCCCGCGCGGUGCUUGAGGCCGAGCUGUACGACAUCUACCGCGUGCUCCGGCCGGGCGGGAUAUUCUGGCUGGACCACUUCUUCUGCACCGGGAAGGAGCUGACCGAGGUCUACGUCCCCAUCAUCGAGGGUGUGGGGUUCCGCAAGCUCCGGUGGAACACCGGCAAGAAGCUGGACAAGGGGCCCAACGCCGACGAGUGGUACAUCUCGGCUCUGCUGGAGAGGCCCAUGAUGUGACAGUGCAAAGAGACCCAGAGCCGGAGCAGUGCGAUGAUGAUGUUGUUAAUGGGAACUGGGAAGAAGUAAUAAUGGCAGAUGCGAUUUUAUGUGUUAUAACUUUGUUCUUGAUGUUUCUUGAUUUCUUGGGUGUCAGGCAUCCUCUUUCAUCGAUGCAAAGUUUGGAAUCUUGGAAGAUUCAGAACCGCAUCGGUAGCCUUUGACUCUGCGCUGGUACGCUUCAUUGUGUAUUGACACUUGACAGUAUGGUGUAUGGUGGCGAACUGGCGAUCAUCUACACUCUACGAUGAUGGUUGUUUUCCUUAAUAACUGAAAAUAGACCGUGUUUUCACCGUA